AUGAACAAAGACCACUUGUCAUAUAGCAUCACGCUUACAGCAUAUGCAAAACAUAAAGUCAGCUGUAUCUCAAAACUUUACAAUGAAGCGUGGGGUCUUUAUGAGGACAAACCUGCUUGGCUUGGCCAACAGCACCUUGUGUGCCAGUUUCACGAUCAAGGCGGCCAUUCCCAGAUUUGCCAAAUGUCGCCACCAGCCAAAUUGGAAUCGGGUCGACCUCUUGAAUUUUUUUUCGACGACGACGAAAAAUAUUUUUUGGCUGGUAGCGACAUUUGGCAAAUCUUGGAAUGGCCAUGA
Messenger RNA from Lichtheimia ornata, 297 nucleotides. RefSeq lists its product as uncharacterized. The record is from RefSeq and is a predicted model, not a curated record. Lineage: Eukaryota; Fungi; Mucoromycota; Mucoromycetes; Mucorales; Lichtheimiaceae. The transcript has a single exon. The coding region runs from base 1 to 297 and encodes 98 amino acids.